Messenger RNA from Gymnogyps californianus (California condor), 2777 nucleotides. RefSeq names its product derlin-2. Gene Ontology annotation, cellular component: endoplasmic reticulum membrane; Hrd1p ubiquitin ligase ERAD-L complex; intracellular anatomical structure. Gene Ontology annotation, biological process: positive regulation of transcription by RNA polymerase I; endoplasmic reticulum unfolded protein response. Gene Ontology annotation, molecular function: ubiquitin-specific protease binding; RNA binding; misfolded protein binding. The transcript has 18 exons. Bases 1 to 2535 code for a protein of 844 amino acids. NCBI's taxonomy places the organism in Eukaryota, Metazoa, Chordata, Aves, Accipitriformes, Cathartidae. The record is from RefSeq and is a predicted model, not a curated record.
AUGGCGUACCAGACCUUCCGGCAGGAGUACCUGCAGGUGCCGCCCGUUACGCGGGCCUACACCACGGCCUGCGUCCUCACCACCGCCGCCGUGCAAUUAGAACUAAUCACACCCUUUCAGCUGUAUUUCAACCCUGAAUUAAUAUUUAAACACUUUCAAGUAUGGAGGUUAGUCACAAACUACUUAUUCUUUGGACCAGUUGGCUUUAAUUUUUUAUUUAACAUGAUCUUUUUAUAUCGUUACUGCCGAAUGCUCGAAGAAGGCUCUUUUCGAGGUCGGACGGCAGAUUUUGUAUUUAUGUUCCUUUUUGGAGGACUUUUAAUGACUCUUUUUGGCCUCUUUGUGAACUUGGUUUUCUUGGGUCAGGCAUUCACAAUAAUGCUCGUGUAUGUAUGGAGCCGCAGGAAUCCCUAUGUCCGUAUGAACUUUUUUGGUCUUCUUAUCUUUCAAGCCCCAUUUCUACCCUGGGUGUUGAUGGGCUUUUCACUGCUUUUGGGGAACUCCAUCAUUGUGGAUCUCCUGGGCAUUGCUGUUGGACAUAUAUAUUUUUUCUUAGAGGAUGUCUUUCCCAAUCAGCCCGGUGGUGGAAGGCUUCUGAGAACACCAUCUGUCCUGAAAGCAAUAUUUGAUACACCAGAAGAUGAUCCUAAUUACAAUCCCUUGCCAGAAGAACGACCGGGAGGAUUUGCAUGGGGAGAAGGAGAAACUGGCUCAGGGAAGACCACUCAGCUCCCUCAGUACCUCUAUGAAGCAGGAAUUGGCCGCCAAGGCAUCAUUGCUGUGACCCAGCCUCGCAGAGUAGCAGCUAUAACCUUAGCUGCCAGAGUCUCGGAUGAGAAGAAGUCAGAGCUGGGGAAACUGGUUGGCUAUACUGUACGCUUCGACGAUCUUACAUCUGCUGAAACUAGAAUCAAGUUUUUAACAGAUGGAAUGCUGCUUCGCGAAGCUAUUGGGGACCCUAUGCUGCGGAAGUACAGCGUUGUCAUCCUGGAUGAAGCCCAUGAGAGGACGAUCCAUACUGAUAUACUCUUUGGAGUGGUGAAAGCUGCACAAAAGAAACGAAAGGAACUGGGCAAACUGCCACUAAAAGUGGUCAUCAUGUCAGCUACGAUGGAUGUUGACCAGUUCUCCCAGUACUUCAAUGGAGCUCCUGUUCUCUAUUUAGAAGGCAGGCAGCAUCCCAUUCAGAUCUUUUACACCAAACAGCCUCAGAGUGAUUACCUCCAAGCAGCACUGGUGUCAGUCUUCCAAAUCCACCAGGAAGCACCCUCUUCUCAGGACAUCCUGGUGUUUCUGACUGGUCAGGAAGAAAUUGAAGCAAUGACCAAAACCUGUCGAGACAUUGCCAAGCAUCUCCCUGAUGGCUGCCCACAGAUGAUGGUGAUGCCUCUUUAUGCUUCUCUGCCCUACUUUCAACAACAACGCGUCUUUCAGGCUGCCCCCAAGGGCUGUCGCAAAGUGAUCCUGUCCACCAACAUCGCAGAAACCUCCCUCACCAUUGCGGGAAUAAAAUACGUCGUGGACGCAGGCAUGGUCAAAGCAAAGAAGUACAGCCCCGAAAUUGGUCUGGAAGUGUUGGCGGUCCAGCGGGUGUCAAAGGCCCAGGCUUGGCAACGCACAGGGAGAGCAGGGCGAGAGGACAGUGGGAUCUGUUACCGGCUCUACACAGAGGAUGAGUUUGAGAAGUUUGACAGAAUGACAAUACCUGAGAUACAGAGGUGUAACCUGGCCAGCGUGAUGCUUCAGCUCCUGGCCCUGAGAAUUCCCGAUGUGCUCACCUUUGACUUUAUGUCCAAACCAUCUCCUGACGCUAUUCAAGCAGCGAUUGAGCAGCUGGACGUGCUGGGAGCUGUGGAACGAAAGGAAGAUCAGCUUGUCCUAACUCCCCUGGGAAGGAAGAUGGCAGCGUUUCCACUGGAACCAAAGUUCUCUAAAACCAUCCUCCUGUCCCGCAAGUUCCACUGUACAGAAGAGAUCCUGACCAUCGUGUCGCUGUUAUCAGUGGACAGUGUCCUCUACAAUCCUCCUGCCCGGCGGGAUGAAGUGCAAUCUGUCAGGAAGAAAUUCAUCUCCAGUGAGGGGGAUCAUCUUACCCUGCUCAACGUGUACAGGGCCUUCAAAAAUGUCAGUGGCAACAAGGAAUGGUGCAAAGAGAACUUUGUCAACAGCAGGAACAUGAUGCUUGUGUCAGACGUCAGAGCUCAGCUCAGGGACAUUUGUUUAAAGCUAUCGAUGCCAAUCGAGUCCUCCCGCUCGGAUACUGGAAACAUCCGCCGCUGCCUGGCUCACAGCCUCUUCAUGAACGCCGCGGAGCUGCAGCCGGACGGCACCUACAGGACCGUGGACUCUCACCAGCUGGUGGCCAUCCACCCCUCCUCCGUGCUCUUCCACUGCAAGCCAGCCUGCGUGGUUUACAACGGGCUGCUUCACACCAACAAGUGCUACAUGCGGGACCUGUGCGUGGUGGAUGCGGACUGGCUGUACGAUGCAGCGCCUGACUAUUUCCGCAGGAAGCUCCGCACGGCCAAGAACUGACCUGUGGGUCUGGGACCAGCAGGGCCAGGGUUUUUAGGCUCACCCUAAAAGGCUAUUUUUUUGUUUUGUAAUGAAUGUUUGGGAGCGGUAGAGCUUUGCCUUGCAAAUCAGGUAAAAACCUUAGGGGGAAGCGGCUUCUCCAUGAGAGCGAGACCUCACAAGUCUCCGUGGCUUAGAACAAUCAUCCUUUCUAACAGUUAAUCUGUAAAAGGGGAACGUAGUAUGUACUCUGCGCGCGUGUG